Molecule: messenger RNA, 2346 nt
Organism: Patella vulgata (common limpet)
Lineage: Eukaryota; Metazoa; Mollusca; Gastropoda; Patellidae
Product: peroxisomal biogenesis factor 3
Exons: 14
Coding region: 655-1653 (332 amino acids)
Biological process (GO): protein import into peroxisome membrane
Cellular component (GO): peroxisomal membrane
Molecular function (GO): protein-macromolecule adaptor activity
Source: RefSeq, a predicted model, not a curated record
CCUUCAUAAGAUUACAACUCGACAUCACGACGUAUAGUCGUUCGGAUGGGAAGGAAAACCGUGUAAUACUGGCGUGCACGUAAAAGACCCACUGUCAGAAUUUAAUAUAAGAUUAUAGACCGUAGCGCCGCUCUCCGUAUAGCGUAAGAUUUUACUGCAUCGAAACAUCCUUGACGACAGCAUACAAUAUAAACAUGUACAUAAAUUUAUAAAAAUAUGAGAAAUAAUAUAUAUAUUUACAAACAAGAAUUUUAAUCUAGGUUACACAUUUACUAACAGGACAUACAGGUGUUAAUCAUCUCAGAAUACACAUUUACCUCAAACUGGUCUGAUAAUGACACAACAUUCAACAUUCUGCUCCGAGUGGGUUAAUGAAAUGAAAUGUGGUAAAUUUUGCCCGGGCAGCAGCACUACGGUCAACUGUUAUAUGUAUAUCUGACUGCCAUUGCCAAGGGAUCUUUUACGUGCACGCCAAUGUCUACACGGGGCCUCGGUGUUUCGUCCCAUCCAAGCCUAUUAUGAUUAUCCAACUGAAUGGAAUGGAAGAUUCAGCUCAAACAUGCGCAAUCCUAUCAAUGCUAGAAGUAAUCAAGGUGGUCAACAAGCCAUAGAGUCUUAACGGUAGACCGAAGAAAAGGUAUAAAAGGAACAUGGAUGAUGUAUAAAUAUUUAUUAAAGAGAUUAAAAGAGAUACGAGAAGAAGAAGACAAGGAAUACAUAAAUGUUGUCAGAAGACAACAUCAUUUUGACAGUAAUCAACGAACAUGUAAUAUGACAGUUUUAUCUAUGAUUCCUAACAUCAGAGAAAUACUGAUAAAUAAAUUAAAUACAGAAGAAUAUACAACUCAACUUAAACAGAGCCCUGCUAAUAAAUUAGAAUUAUGGGCAACAUUAAAAGUCUGCAGUUUUUCACGAACGAUAUCAUCAGUGUAUGGUUGUUGUUUAAUGUCCGUUAUAUUACGAGUACAGUUAAAUGUUAUGGGUGGAUAUAUUUUCCUUGAUAACUCACAAGAUUCUCAGAAUGGAUAUAUUGCCAGAAAACAUCGAACAACAAAAGCUGUACAAGAAAGAUAUUUGUCAUUAAUUAAACAUUUUGUGGGACCAGGUUUAGAAGAUUUAAUAGAGGUGGUUAAAACUGCUACAGGUAAAGAAUUGGACAGUUUAUCAUUACGAGAUCAGUUGAGUUUAGAAAAUAUGCAGUCAUUAAUUCAACAUAUACGUGAUCGUGUAGAAGAACGUAAUGAUCUGCCGUCAACUCAUCCUCUCUCAUCGUAUCUCAUGGCCAAUGAACAGAAACCAGAUAUAGAGAUGAUUAAUAAGGAAGAAGAAAUUUACGAUAAACUGAUUCAAGAAACAAGAGAUGUGAUAGACAGCCCAGAUUUCCAGUCAGUGAUAACAGUGUGUUUAGACAAAGGUUUCUCUAAAUUAAUGGAUUAUAUAGCAGAACAUUAUAAAAAUAUUUCCAAUAAACAGACUGAUAUACAUGAUUGUGUGAUACCUCUAGCUAAAAUGGUGCCUGUUGUAAAUGGUCUGGUGUUUAAAAUCGUAGCAGAUGCUCCUAAUGUCUUUAUUCAGGAGUUAUUACUGAUGGAGGAAGUAAAGAAAUUUGCUGGUAAUAUCUAUGAAGCUUUUAGUCAGCGAGAGAAUUCCUGAAAUUUUGAGUAAUUGUUGAUGGAUAAAUUUAAUCAUUGUGCUAUUUCCAAGAAUCAAGUUUUGUGUGAAUCAGAUGUGUUUAACAAUAUAUUGAAGUCAGAUUCAGGCAAUCGAGAGUCGUCAUAAGAAAGAUUUAUAAAUUAUUACGUAUAGAAACACCAAGAAAGUUACUAAAAGAAUUUUGCUGUAUGUGACUCUGUUGUCAGAUCUUUGGCCUGAAAACCAAGUCAGUGUGAAAAGCGAUUGGUCUUACUUUCUGCACCAAUUGGGCUAAUGAAGACAGGAAAAACCCAGUGAAGUCUAUUACUCCAUGUCAUUAUAUAAGCAGUGAGGGUGUCGUACAUGAGGUGCAGUAUGCUGUCAUUCAAGAACAUCUGAUGCCACUCCUGAUACAUUUGCCACUUCAUAUUUGUUUCAGGGUUCCUCUGUUCAUCUAUUUAUUGUGUGUAACUGUCAUUUAAAGUCCCUGACCCUGACCCUGAUUAUGCAUUUUCAGUACAAUAUGUAAUUUAUCACAAUUUAAACAAGCUAAAUCUGCUUAUUGCGGGUCUUUCUUUAGGCCUUAAAUGUUAUAUAAAUUAUUAAUUAGACAUUUAUUAACACUGGUUCAUAUUGAGCUAAUUAUCUCUGAUUAUUAUCAACAUAUUCAACAUGUUAACUGAUUCCAUAUGUAAUAAAAAAAAUGUAAAAUUA